Molecule: messenger RNA, 1384 nt
Organism: Apis laboriosa (Himalayan honeybee)
Lineage: Eukaryota; Metazoa; Arthropoda; Insecta; Hymenoptera; Apidae
Product: structural maintenance of chromosomes protein 1A-like
Exons: 8
Coding region: 32-1384 (450 amino acids)
Biological process (GO): sister chromatid cohesion
Cellular component (GO): cohesin complex; nucleus
Molecular function (GO): DNA binding
Source: RefSeq, a predicted model, not a curated record
UCAAAAAAUUCAAAAUAUAGAAAAAUCCAUUAUGAAUAUUGAAGAUAUGAUUUUUAAAGAUUUUUGUAAUAAUAUUGGCAUAUCGAAUAUACGUCAAUAUGAACAAGGAAAUCUAAAAUUUCAUCAGGAACAAACAAAAAGAAAAUUAGAAUUAGAAGAGCAAUAUAAUCGUAUUCAAAAUUUAUUGGAUUUUGAGAUAAAUCGAGAUACAGAAAAUGCGAUUCUUAAGAUGACAAAAAAUGUAAAAAUAGUUAAGAAUGAAUUAGAAAAAGCGCAUCAAAGUGCAAUUUUAUGUACAGAAAAUAAUAAAUAUGAAUUAAAUAAAUUAAAUAAUUUACAAAAUAUAUAUGAUGAAGCCAAAAAUAACAUUAAUAAAGAAACAGAAAACGUUAAUAAGUAUAGAUGUAACAUCAGUAUCAUUUCAAAAUUAAUUAUAAGUACUCAAAAGGAAAUUACAAUAAUUAAAACAAAUAUUAAGAAGAAAAAAGCAAAGUGUUAUGCUAUCUUGAUAAAUUGUAAGGUAGAAAAUAUUAUUAUUCCAUUUCUAUCUGGAAAUAUCGCAAAUAAUUUGGAAGAUAUAGAAAUAUCUGAUUCAUUAAACAGUGAAGAAAUGCACGAUAUAGAAAUCCUUUCACGCAUAGACUUUGACAUAUUAUCUGAAGAUAUUAAAAACCGAACAGAAGAAAAUAUUAAUAACUCAAAAAAUAAACUCGUGAAAGAAAUUGAAAAAUUACAAAAUAAAAUAGAAUCUAUAAAAAAUCCAAAUUUUAAGGCUAAUAAAGAAAUUGAACAUACAAUUGAAAAAUUAAAAGAAACAAAUUUUAAAUAUCAAGAACUACGUAAGAAAAUUAAUUUAAUUAAAAAACAAUUUGAAUUAGUAAAACAAGAAAGAUAUAAUAGAUUUGCACAUUGUUUUGAAUAUAUUACUACAAAAUUAAAUUCUAUUUAUAAGUGUUUAAUGGAAGAUGAAUCGGUUCAAGCUAUUCUUUUACCGGAAAAUCUUGAAGAACCAUAUCUAAGUGGUAUAAAUUAUAGUUGUAUAAUGCCUGGAAAACGAUUUCAAUCAUUUUCAAAUCUUUCUGGUGGAGAAAAGACACUUGCCACAAUAGCUUUUUUAUUUGCAAUUCAUAGUUUCAGACCGGCUCCAUUUUUUAUACUAGAUGAAAUCGAUGCAGCUUUAGAUACUAUAAAUAUAAAAAAUGUUGUACGUCUUAUACAUUCUAAAAAAAAUGAAAUGCAAUUUAUUAUAAUAUCUUUAAAACGUGAGAUAUAUUCAUGUGCUGAUGUUCUUAUAGGAGUUUGUUCUGAUACCACUGGAGAAUACCCAGAAAGUUUAGUAUUUACACUUUCAUUGGAAAAAUAUCUUAUAUCGCAUGAAGAAUAA